This is a messenger RNA of Lytechinus variegatus (green sea urchin), 3958 nucleotides long. RefSeq names its product arylsulfatase A-like. The coding region runs from base 1470 to 3050 and encodes 526 amino acids. The transcript is spliced from 6 exons. The record is from RefSeq and is a predicted model, not a curated record. NCBI's taxonomy places the organism in Eukaryota, Metazoa, Echinodermata, Echinoidea, Temnopleuroida, Toxopneustidae. Gene Ontology annotation, molecular function: arylsulfatase activity.
GUCAAAAUGAACUGUUUAUUGAAAAUUCAUAUAUUUUUAUUACUCUUAAUCAUUUGUCUGUAAGUAAUAGAUGCCUUCACAGGAAGUGCACAGGAAGUAAUAGAAAGUAGAAAUGUUUAUCAAUCUUCAUGCUUUUUAAAGACGUAUGAUUCACUCUUUCUGGGUAAGAGUGAUGCUGAAUGGUCUUUGGGUCAAAACAUCACAUUCCAGAGCUAUGAGCUUGUAUGACGUAGAUCAUUAUGGUCAAGGCUUAGCAUCUGUGAAUGGAGAGUGAUAACUGCAUAAAAGGGAGAAAGGAUUUUACUCCAAGUCACUCCUGCACUGCACCCCAUUCAUGGGGCAGGCAGAGAGGCUUCUUCAUUUUCGGGUCAGAAUUAUAGGUAAGAUAUUAUUUUGUCAAUUCUGUUAGUUUUGAACAAUAGUUUAUAAAGUUGGUUAACAACGUAUUUUAUAUUGUUUUGAAUAAGAGGUUAGGUUAUAUUAAAGUGCUAUCUUUGCUAGCAUAGCAUGUUAUUUGUCUUAUUCUAAAGGGUUUUGUGAAUUAAAUAAUUAAUUAGUUGUGCAUCUGUCUUUGUCACUUCAGAUGAUUUUUUGUGAUAUUUUAUAUUAAUUACUUGUACUUGUAUACUUGAUUGUAGUAUGUAGUUAUAAACAUAAAAUGUGUUCGGUUCUAAUCGUAAAGUAAAACGAUUUAGUAAAAUGAUCUUUAGAGUUGAAGAUUUUGGUUAUUGAAUUGUUAAUUCAAUGUUUCAGUUUUGUGUUUUCAGAGUAAAGGGUCACAAUAAUUGAUUACUAUGUGUAAUAAUUGUUACUUUCCUUUUAAAGGUAUUUGACAUGACAUUCGUGUAGCGGGUGAGGCUAUCACGAGAGGAAAUAUGGUCCUCUAGGCCAGAUUGCCAGGGUGAGUGGUUAUCAUUUAUAAACCACUGUAUUUCAAUGCUAAUUUGUUGGCAUAUUUUAAUUGUUGGUUGGUAAAUUUCACUUAAUGGAUGUAUUUCAUUUAUUUGUUAGAAGAGUUAUCCAUAACGAUGGAGGAACUGAAUUUGUGAUUAGAUGAGUUGAAUUCAGGCAAUAUUGAAUAAGUUUUAAUGAAUGGAUAUAGACAACAUGUUUAUCAUUUAUUAUUACGAGUCUACUUGACAUCAUAUUGAUGAAUGUUUUAGAGUCACAAGCAAAUAUGUGUAUAUUUCUAUUUUGUGCGUUUUUCAAACAUAUAUCAUCAUUCUAGUUAAUUGUUUUAUUCUCAUUGGUUUUUGCAGGUUUUUUUAUUUCUUUAUCUUUUGUUCCUGUACUUGGAAAUUUUGGAAUUUUGUAUAUAACGACUCGAUAUUAAACGAACCGAAACACAAGGAAUGGUGUCGUGUGUCAUCUUUCUACAUCAGUUUCCGCGUGUUACACACUGAUAUGACGCCUUAUCAAAGGAACAGUAGUAAUUUUCUUUAAUAUUAUAUUAUUUGUCAGUAUACAUCAUGACUAAGCAUCGAUGUUUAUCACAGUGUUUGCUAUGGAUUCUUUUUCCACCAAGCUUUGUAUAUACUUUGAGUACAAAUCAUCCGAAUGUCGUAAUUUUUUACGCUGAUGAUUUGGGCUAUGGCGAUAUUGAGCCGUACGGACAUCCAACUUCUUCUACACCAAACCUUCGGCGACUAGCAGCAGACGGAUUGGUUCUAACACAAUUUUACUCUGCUGCCGCAGUGUGCAGUCCAUCAAGAGCUGCAUUGCUGACUGGCCGAUACCAGAUGCGUUCUGGAAUUUAUCCGGGUAUCAUCAAUGUUAAAAGGCCUGGAGGUCUUCCACUAAAUGAGGUUACUAUAGCCGAAAUGUUAAAACCGGAAGGGUACAAAUCAGCAGCAAUAGGAAAGUGGCAUCUCGGACUCGGAAACAACUCGAUGUAUCUUCCACCUAGUCAUGGAUUCGAUGUCUCAUUGGGAUUGCCAGCUUCUCCUGCUCAGUGCCGUUGCUCUAUCUGCUUUUAUCCGAAUGUAACCUGUCAUUCCGCGCCAUGUCACAGCGACGAAUAUACACCUUGUGCACUAUUCAAUGGUACUAAAAUAGUUGAACAACCGGUUGAUCUGCUGACAUUAGAUGAAAAAUAUGUGGCGGAGGGUAGGCAUUUCAUCAGAGAGAAUGUCAAGUCUGAGACACCCUUUUUCCUUUACUAUGCUUCACAUCAUACACAUCAACCUCAGUAUGCAGGAAAGGAAACAUCAGGUACAUCAUUAAGGGGACGAUUCGGAGACUCACUAGCUGCUUUGGAUUGGGAGGUUGGGCAGAUCUACCAAGAACUAGAGGAAAACGGCAUCCUGGAUGAUACGUUUUUCGUCUUUUCUUCUGACAACGGACCGAGUCUUUCUUUAAACACAUUCGGAGGAAACGCAGGACCAAUGAAGUGUGGAAAGGGAACAACGUAUGAGGGUGGCAUGCGGGUACCAGCCAUCAUACAUUGGCCAGGACGAAUCACACCAGGUAGAUCGUUUGAAUUCUCCAGCACCCUUGAUAUACUUCCAACUAUUGCCUCCAUAACCAAAGCUAAGCUACCAGCUGUUACUCUGGAUGGUUAUGAUAUGUCACCAUUUCUGUUUGAUGGCAUGCACAGUGUCAGAGAAUCUUUUUUCUAUUAUCCUCCGAACGUGAACACUGAAUACAAGUCAUAUGCAGUAAGAUACAAGCAGUAUAAAGCCGUUUUUUAUACUCAAGGCUCGCGUCUCUCCAAUAGGAUGAACAAGGAUGUUGACUGUCGAGGAUCUACUCAACGCACCUAUCAUAAUCCCCCCAUGAUGUUUGAUCUUGAACAAGACCCAUCAGAAAAUUACAACCUGUCAACAAAACAUUCUCCUGAAAAAGACAUCGUCGAAAUGAUUAUACAGAUGAGAGCAGACUUUGAUGCUAGAAUGGUAUUUGCACAAUCUGAAACACGGAAGCCGAAGGAUGAUAGUUUGAUGCCGUGUUGUAAUCGAGGAUGUAUCCCUUUUCCGUCGUGCUGUCACUGCAUUGGUAAUACGUCCUGGAAAACCCCAACCCUGUUGGACUCUGAUGAAAAAGGGUUUUAAAUGUUUACGUGACAGAAUAGUAAUGGUUCGUUGUCUGGCGGACUCGCGAGCCAUCAAUGACCACACCCAAGACAGCUUUAUGAUCUGAAUCUACAAAGACAUCUUGUACUAUAACCUUCACCAUAUACCUGAAUGAGGUGAUUUCGCUUUUAUAAUACUAUUAGAUACAUGCUAGAUUAUCGCCAAGUUUAUGUGUUUCAUAGAGAAUAAUUAGAUGGAACUUCAUACAUCAUUGGUUUACUAAAUGUUUAAAAGGAAAGUCAACCCGAAAAAGUUCAUAUCGAAAGAGAGAGAGAAAUACAAGCAUAAUUCGGAAGUUCCUUCAAAAUCACCAUAGGCCUAUCAGCAUGAUCAGUGGAAUUUUCAAACUUUCCAUGCAUUUCAGCUGAUCAGCGCCUCCAAUAAAACAAAUCGUAGUCAUUCUGAUGGUUGGGAGGGGCAAAUUAGUUUUUGUAAAAAUUCGGCCUACUUUCAAGGAAUGAAGGUAGGAUAUGUAAAUAAGAAUGGUAUAACAUUUACAAUGAUUUAAAAGUAGACCUGCUGUUUUUUUGCAAAGCACUUAUUAUGCAUAAUACAAACGGGGAGGGGCUAAACUUGCAUAAAAUCGCUGUCUGUUUGUCAUUGGUUCCGCACCCCCUGCCCAACAAGGAUAAUUUGAAAAUAAGAGAGAGCCGAUGACGUCAGAGUUUUACUUUUUUCUUUUGUAUUUGUAUUCUCUUAUGACUUAUCAUAAUUGUAAUCAUGAAAAAAAGGAUCAGUCCCUAAAUAUGUGGAAUUGUCAAUGUUAUCAAUCUAUAUAAUAAGAAACCUGUCAAGAAGUUUAUCAUUAAGAAUUUUGUAAUUAAUGCAAUAAUAAAAGUACAAAACUGAUAUUGAGAAACUGUUACACUUUUGGGUCCCUAAUUUUC